GAGGAGGCAAGAACAUUGGAGACAAAAAGUGCAGCACAGCAGUUUCAUCAUGAUGAUGCUUCUAAUGAAAUAAAGUUGUUAGGAAGUGAAAAUAUGACCGUAUACAAGAGGCGUAUGGAUCUGUCGCGUCCUUUGGAUUUGGAACAGUUGCCGAUACAAGGCAAAGACAACUACUCUGGUAUUGGUUCCCCCUCUCGACGCGGUAGCACCUUCACUGAAGGAUUUCCACUGGGUCAGGAAGAUGUUGUAGAUGCAGCUGCUAGAAACAAUCAUGGUUCAUCUUUCGCGAGUCCUAUCGGAGGUAUUGCUAGCUGCGGUUCCUGUACUGGGAGUCCCACUGGUGUCUCAUUGUGGGGAAGUCAUGACCGUGACUUACAAGCUAGUAUUAAGGGUAGGCUAGUAAAGGUGUUCCUGUUGCCGUUUGUCUUGACUCUCCAAGGGGGAGGGCAUAACAAACGGGGUAAGCGAACACCCAGACCCUACCUCUAAUAGUAGUCGCGCGAUAUUCUCAACGUCGUGCUCUCCUCGACUUAUUCUUACGCGUUCACGUGGAGGAAAAAGAGAUGGGUCGCGUGGAUCCCUUUGGAGGUCCUCUCGACCUGUAGUGUCGUGGGAAGAUGGAGGACGAUACGUAAAAAGCGCCACUAGUUCCCCGAGCAAUCGAGAACGACCACAUGAACAACCAGGAAUAAGAACCAUGACGGAUCGUUGUACUACUGCUGCAGAAUGUAGUUUUUCACCAUCAAAGGGAAAAGAUCAGGUCGUUCAAGAGCAUUUUCAUCUUCUUCAGGGAGAUCGAGAUGUUGUUGACCCCGUAGAACGAGAUGUUGAAUUUGAUCAAGAUGAACGAGACGAGCAGAAGGAACCUGUAGUUUGCAAGCUUAUCAAUCUGAAAAGCAAAGCAGAUGUAGAUGAAUUGAGGAACUACUUGCAACAGGAUCAACAAGAACGUCAGGUGGAGGAGGGUCGUGGAGGCAACAUGGCAAACGUUGACUCGGACGACGUUAUAAUGACCCCUGUGGAUCGCCUAAAAGCCGAGAUGGCAGUACAAUUGCGUGGUGUCCUCAUUGAGGCUUCAAUACCAGACCGAUUUGUAGAACGCCCUAGCAUUACAACCAUUCCCGAUUCGGGACUAGGUAAGGUAGGAGCUGAUGCUGGAACUAGUCAGCCACGUCGGGAACCAUCUUCGUUCUUGUCUUCACCUCAAACGAGUAGAGAUAAAGAUUCGUGUCAUCGUGAAGAUGCUGCUCAAGGUGCUGUUGCAGCUUCUCCUGUAAUGUAUGCAAAUGCACCCGUAGCCGUAGCAGGAGCUUCUUCGAGCAACAAGUGGUGGAGUCCUUGGUCGCUUCCUUUUUUCUCGAGGUCAACAUCAUGGUGGUCGCACGGGGAGAAGAGUCAGAUGGAGCUAGAAGAGCAGGGGAGAACACCACCGACACGAACACUAGUACUAGACGAAAGAGCAUCCACUUCGACUUCCGUUCCGGGCGAGAGCAGGCCCAUAGCCGCAGAAUGCACGGCUCUUCCUCUGGAAGAAGAAGGUGAUAUAAUCGUGGAGGAACCGGGAGAGGAGGUGUUGACUAUGGACUACAUUGAACGGGUCGCGAAGCAGGAACAGGUGGAUGGGAAGAGUGUGCGCAUUUUUCUUCUUCUCGAAUAUCUGCCCAGCGGCUCUGUUUGCAAUGCACUUGCUGAGACCGCUUUGAAGUUGUUGCCUCAAGUAUGACAGGAAAAUAAUGUGUACUCAACAUACUCAAGAAAAGAGGCUUUUCCCUACUUUUUAGAAAGUGCCUACUUCUUUCUUGAGGAUGAGUACACUUUUUCGCUUCAUCAUAUCUUCAAGCUUCCGACUCUUCAUCUGGAGGACUUCUUCAUCAAGGUCCGCAAGAUCUUCAAGUUCAUCAAGAUCUUCAUAGAGGAUUCCUAGUAGAGGGUGUAGAGCAGAUGCAAAGGGAAAGCGAGCGGUUGCAAAGGGAAGAAAAAGAGACCCUUGCACUAGUUGGCGCGUCAUUGGCGACGACGAUAAAAGCGAGGAUAAAGGUGAGCAGUGUUCUCGGCAGCACAGUUGAAGAACGAGAAGCAGCUUUUAUGCAUAGGGAUUACGUGAUUGCGAAAGUACGCGAAAGGCUGCGCCCGGACGGCAUCACAUCAGCGUUGCAAAUUUAAGGCUCAGCUUUCAAUGGUCAUUGGGGUUGGUCACUGAGAUCGAAGAGGCGACCCCUUGAGAGAACAGGGGAAAACGAAGGGAAAGGGGCGGAGAGCUUUGAAGGGGGUCCCUUCCGUUCAGAGUCAUGAUGACCAUUGAAGGCUGAGCUUUAACAAAUCCUUCGGCAACACAACCUCGGCAUCAGUAUCACCAGAUGGAACGACUACAACACAAACAGAUACCUGAUUGAUGCCGUCGAGCGUGACAUUACGCGUGCUCUAUCUUUGAUGGAAACGAUGCUUACUCUCUUUGGGCCAAAACUGUUGUUUCCAACCUUGGUGAGCCCUGCCGCACACUCGGACGCAAAUCUGGGGAACAUGUUGUUGAAGCGAUCAAAACAUCUGCAACCUUUGAUGCAGCUGCGAUGG
Messenger RNA from Amoebophrya sp. A25, 2571 nucleotides. The record is from the annotation of a GenBank genome assembly. Lineage: Eukaryota; Dinophyceae; Syndiniales; Amoebophryaceae.